AUUCACACAUCUCCCACCAUCCACACAUCUCCCACCAUCAACAGCCACCACAUCCAUAUCCUUCCAUGUCGGCCCCGCUGCAAGCUCCUCGCAAGACCCCUGGCCGACGAAUGAUGGAGAGGCUAGUGCCUUUGGCGCGGUCGCCUUCAAAGCCUCCUCCCAAGUCGCUCCCGCCACCCAAAGAAUCGGCUGAUCAAAAAGAGCCCGAUCCGCCAGUCUACUUUGAGCUCGUGCCAGCCGGAGACCCGGCCAGGAUCUCGCUCCUCCCCGUCACCAGCUUGAACUACUACUCUCUUGGCUCGCUCUCCGUCGCGGCCGAUCAGGAGCAGCAUAUCCCCUCCAACUGGAAAUCCAUUGCACAGGGCUUCUAUGAGCCCGACGCCUGGAUCCGAGGCAUAUACUUCACGCCCAACAAGAAGAUCGCAUAUCCCUCUGGCCCAAGUCAGGCCGUGGCCACUCUGAUCCAGAAUCUGUCGUCCCCGACUCCAGCUGUCCAUUCAACACUUCAUCCGACUCGCCGUGCCUCGGCCCUCAAGUCGCUGGCAACGUUCUCAUCCCUGCCCUCGCUCUCGAGCGUUUUGUUCCAGCAGCCGGGCGCCCAAUCCUCAGCCCGCGGCUCAGAGCCCUUGCUUUCGCCGGCACAGCAGCUGUCACUUAACCCCCAAGAAGACGCCGUGCCAGUUGGUCUCGUAAUGCUUUCGCUACCAGAAAACAUUCAAACGCGCAAUCCUUUUCUGUGGAGGCUGAUGAUUGACAAGCGCUAUCAAGGCAAGGGCUUUGGACGGAAGGCUGUUGAGCUCGUGCGGAACGAGGUGCUCAAGUUUCUUCCGGAAGCUACCCACUUGGAUACAUGCUGCAAGAUAUCGCACCUCGACUCAAGUCCCUUGGCCUUUUUCCAUAAAGUUGGAUUCGUUCAAAAGCCCCCAUCUCCGUCCGAGAGCGAUAUCGCCGACCUUGUUCUUGACUUAUUUGAUGGAUUUGAAGAAUGAAGACAUCUCCCACCAUCACCAUCACCAUCACCAU
Messenger RNA from Polychytrium aggregatum, 1023 nucleotides. RefSeq lists its product as uncharacterized. The transcript is spliced from 2 exons. Lineage: Eukaryota; Fungi; Chytridiomycota; Chytridiomycetes; Polychytriales. The coding region runs from base 66 to 989 and encodes 307 amino acids. The record is from RefSeq and is a predicted model, not a curated record. Gene Ontology annotation, molecular function: acyltransferase activity, transferring groups other than amino-acyl groups.